AUGGCAGAGCUUGAACCUGUAGGUCACCAACUUGUCAUUGUGACCUUAGUCUUUGGCAUCGUAGCUUUUGUUACCUUGUCAAUACGCAUAGGAUUCAGGACCCGGAGCAGAAAGUACGAUGUCUCGGAUACUUGCUUGAUCGCAGCUAUGGUGUGCGGCCUCGUUCAGAGUGCCAUUCAAAUCACUCUCGUCGCAGCAUUCGACUACGGAAAAGCAAAAGCCGACAUCCCGGUCGACCUGAGGACCUCCACAUGGCCCGCAAAGCUGGCAUACAUCAACCAAAUCGUCUUCAAGCUUACGACACCUCUCUGCAAGCUGUCACUCUGCUUGUUGUAUCGAACCAUGUGCUCCACAUCGACUGAUCGCAUCAUCCGAAUGACCAGGCUCGCCAUAUGGGGUACUAUCUACCUCAUUGUGGGAGUCUACACCUCAGCCUUCUUAAUCAGCAUCUUCCAAUGCACACCCAUCAGCAAGACCUGGGACAAGAAGGUGAACGGCACCUGUAUCGAUCUGGUAGCGUUCCGCAUGAGCACUGCUGUAUUCAACCUGAUCACCAGUGUGUUAGUCAUCACCAUUCCCAUCCCAACACUCGUUAGGCUCAAGAAACACCGGCCAGAAGUUAAACAACUCAUAGGUCUCAUUCUCCUUGGAUCUGUCCAUACAGGCCUUUCUAUCGCUCGAUUUGUGAUAAUGUUCUACCCUGGCCCACUUACAAAGACUGAGCCUCAGUACACGCAUAUCUUCAACAACGUACUUGCAGUCAUCGAGAUGCACACUGGAAUACUCGUCGCAACCUUAGUAGUCAUGCGCCCGACAUUUCAGGCCAUGUACAAGCUCAUCAACCCCUCGUAUCAACUUCAUGGCGAUGCAAUGUACUAUGGAAAACGGAGCAGUCGAGGAGUGGGCAGCUCGUACCAGAUGCAGUCGCUCAAGGCAAAGAAUAAGAGAAAGGACCAGUUCAGUAUACUUGAGACGACUGAGAUUCGUAUUUUGGAGGAUGUUGCUGAGCCGGGUGUUGGUGAGCAAGUGAGCAACGAUAGAAGGGAGUUUCAGACACACAUUCACGGGAAGGGCUAUGGACAUGUUUGA
Molecule: messenger RNA, 1089 nt
Organism: Macroventuria anomochaeta
Lineage: Eukaryota; Fungi; Ascomycota; Dothideomycetes; Pleosporales; Didymellaceae
Exons: 2
Coding region: 1-1089 (362 amino acids)
Source: RefSeq, a predicted model, not a curated record